Messenger RNA from Brassica napus (rape), 2953 nucleotides. Its product is annotated as cytosolic Fe-S cluster assembly factor NBP35-like. The record is from RefSeq and is a predicted model, not a curated record. The transcript has 2 exons. Bases 769 to 1845 code for a protein of 358 amino acids. Gene Ontology annotation, cellular component: cytosol. Gene Ontology annotation, biological process: iron-sulfur cluster assembly. Gene Ontology annotation, molecular function: ATP-dependent FeS chaperone activity; ATP binding; 4 iron, 4 sulfur cluster binding. NCBI's taxonomy places the organism in Eukaryota, Viridiplantae, Streptophyta, Magnoliopsida, Brassicales, Brassicaceae.
ACUAACUAACGUAGUAAGAUAUAUAAAUAUGUAAAUAAAUAAUUAAAGGAAACAUAUACUUUGUUAAGGCGACUAAAUUUAAUCUUAAUAAUUUAACAUUAAUUUCUAAUUAAGGUAGUAAGAUAUGUAAAUAUGUAAGUAGGAAAAAGGAAACACAUGUUUAAUUAAGUUGACUAAGAUUAAUUAUAUAUGUAAAUAUGUGACUGACGUGAAAAAAUUGUCUUUUUAUAUAAAAAUAUUUUUAAUGCAAAUAAAGUUGAAAUUUUUUAUAAUAACAAAUUAAAUUCAUUAAAGAUAUCAGAGUAAUAAACUAUCGUGAGAAUUAACAUGAGCGUGACACAUAGUAAACUGACUUCUCAAAUAAUAUUAUAGAGAUUUAUAUAAUUACAUCAUUAACAAUUAUUAUUAAUUUGUAUUUACAAGAAAUUUGACAGUUGUCUAGAAAACACUUUUCCGUUUUUAAUCUGUUGACUUACUAAUUCUUCUUAGGGCUUCUUUUAAACGUGUAUAUAUACGCAUAUUCGUUGAAAAGUAUCAGAUAUAAAUACAAUAAGCUUUGGUUAGAAUACCUAACGCUGGUUUCACAGCUUUGUAAGGAACUAAUCAGACAUCACAAGUUGACAUGGAUGAAGGAAAGAUUCCAGAGAACGCCAACGAGCAUAAGCAAUAUCAAAUCCAAUCUUUCAGCGUCUUUUUUUGCUUGAGAUACUCAUGGGUUCUUUAUUCUAUGUUUUAACCUAAUAAUUGCUUUAUUGUUCUUUGUUAUGCAUGGUGAUAAUAGAUUGCCCAGGUCCCCUAGCCGAAACUGCUGGAAAGUCAGAGUCUUGCGCAGAUUGCCCUAAUCAACAAGCAUGUGCCACUGGCACUGCUCCUACGGGACCUGAUCCAGAUUUGGUUGCUAUAGCUGAAAGAAUGGCUUCCGUGAAGCACAAGAUACUGGUUCUUUCUUGCAAAGGAGGGGUUGGUAAGAGCACAUUCUCAGCUCAGCUCUCGUUUGCCCUAGCAGGAAUGGGCCAUCAAGUAGGCCUGAUGGACUUAGAUAUAUGCGGGCCAAGCAUGCCGAAAAUGUUAGGACGCGAAGGGCACCUGCUUCACUAUAGCAACUACGGAUGGAGCCCGGUUUAUGUGGAACCCAACCUCGGUGUCCUGUCCAUAUCAUUCACGCACUCCGAGUCUGAUGAUGAGCCUGCCAUCUGGAGAGGUCCACGCAAGAGCGCUCAAAUCAAAGAGUUUUUGAAAGAAGUUGACUGGGGAGAUCAUAUUGAUUACCUUGUGGUUGAUACCCCACCAGGCACCUCAGACAAACACAUCACCAUCGUCCAGUGUCUUUUAGACACGGGGAUCGAUGGUGCUAUCAUCGUUACAACUCCCCAGGAAGUCGCCAUGGCCGACGUUAGAAAGGGAGUGAACUUUUGCAAGAGAAUUGGGGUCAAUGUGCUAGGUGUAGUGGAGAACAUGAGUGGUUUAAUUCAACCGUUGAGUGAUGUCAAGUUCAUGAAGCUGACGACAGAGACCGGCUCUUCCGUUGACGUGACGCAAGACAUGAUCUCUUGUAUACGAGAGAAUGCACCUGAGCUUCUAGAUGGUGUCUUUGCAUGGAGCCAAGUGUUUGACAGCAGCGGAGGAGGUGCUGAGAGAAUGUGUGAGGAGAUGGGAGUGCCGUUUCUAGGGAAAGUUCCUUUGGAUCCACAGCUUGGCAGAGCAGCUGAGCGAGGUAAGUCAUGCUUUGAGGGUAACAAGUGUUCUGUCAGCGCGCCUGCGCUUAAGAGCAUCAUAGAGAAAGUUGUUGCUUCCAUAAAGAUGAAGGAAGACCUGAGUGGAGGAGAGAACAAAGAGACCCCAUAAAUCGAUGUGACAGCAGCGUUUUUUCUAUAUAAGUGAGAGCAGCCUUUGUUUGUGUUAAGGUGUUUUAUGUAAGUUUUUAGGCAUUACUUCACAUGUCGAACAAGAGUUUUGAACUACAACGUCUAAGAUAAAACAAACAGAUGAAAGACAGAAACAAGAAUUAGAUUUAACCGAAAUUGAAUCUAAAUAGGUAUGUACUGAAGAAAAUCUUCUCAACAUGAACCGACACACAUGUUAGGUAAUUCUUUGUAAAACCUGAUCCUAGAUAGGUGGUUUAUAUAUAUAUCCAAAAUAAAUUGGACAACAACUCAACAAGAUGUGUAUCAUGCGAACUAAGAUUGUGAAACCCGUUAUGUGAAACACCUAGAAAGUAUUCAGACUAUCUCGAUAAUUUUUGCGUGCUUCACAGAUUUCACAAUUUUGGUUUGAUAUCCAAAUUUAUCUCUAAUAGUUUACAUUUGCAUCCGUAAUUCAUGUGUACAGGCUUGUAUCUUCUUUAAUCGCAUAUUUGUUAGCCGCAAGCCUGCAACCAUCAAUCACUUUGCUUUACAUGUUAUUACAGUAUGAAAAUAGUUAUCAGUCUCUUUUUUUUUUUGUAAGCUGUUAUCAGUCUCUUUUUUAUAUUGUAAUUUCAGUCUGUUUUUAAUAAAGAAAGCAUGCAAGGUUUCGUUUCUUGAUUAUUCAGUACGAAAUUCAGGCCUAACAAUGCUACACUCAUAUGCAUGGCCAUUACCCAACACAAGCCAGCCCUGCAGCAAUUUGUAACAAACCCUUCAAAGUAUUGUAAUUUUACCUGUCUAACAACAGCUUACCUAUGAAAUUUAACGACCAAUUAACAACGAUUGUUUAUGAGGACUUUACAACGAAAGAAAAACUUUACAAAUGUAUGACUAUGCUUCUGUAAUGUCAAAAGAUUAACUAAGAAUUAUGAUUCGUUGUUAAUUCGUCGUUUUUAAUUCAUCGUAAUCCCCAGCUAAUGACAAAUGUAGCUGUCGUUAUGUGCAUGCUUUCUUGUAGUAAUAUCGCUGAAAGGUAAAAGAUUAAUUCUAAAAUAUGAUUAAAUUGCAUAUUUAAUCAUAAUCGUACUAAACAGAAAUUCAAUAAAUCG